Molecule: messenger RNA, 738 nt
Organism: Lactuca saligna
Lineage: Eukaryota; Viridiplantae; Streptophyta; Magnoliopsida; Asterales; Asteraceae
Source: the annotation of a GenBank genome assembly
AUGAAGUUUCCCAAAAGCAUAGACCUGGAAAUUGAGGUCCAAGAUGACGAUGAUUCAGGUAACAACAGCCAGCUUGAUUCCAACAUAUCUAUUCAAACAACCAUGACACGUCCUGUCCAAAAACUGGAAACAUCCCACACUUAUGAUCCUAUUUCCCUUGAAUUGAGUCUAAACUUCAAGUCGAACAUGUAUAAAUUUGAAUCAAAUAAUUCAAUGGGAGGUUCAAUAUCGACUACAAGUAAAAGCACAAACCACACAGAAACUCAUGCAACCCCAGGAUCUCUACCAAGAGUUUUUCCUUGCAAUUAUUGUAAGAGAAAAUUCUUCAGCUCACAAGCUCUUGGGGGACACCAGAAUGCGCAUAAAAGUGAGAGGAUGCUUGCAAAGCGUGCUGUGAGAAUGGGUAUAUUCUCUGAAAAGUAUGCAAGCAAGGUUGCGACAUUUCCUCCCCAUGGAGCUUCAUUAAGAUCUCUCGAAAUCAAAGCUCAUUCGUCACAACACCAAACAUUUGUGCCACCAUUUACGAGAAUGCCACCAGAAAUUAACAGCAUAUCUCCAAGAUACAUAAAUGGAAUUAUAGAAUUUCCUAUAUAUGUGGACGAUGACGGAUAUGAUCAUAUGUUGUGGCCGGGAAGCUUCCGUCAAGUGGAUGCAACAGUCAGUGUUGUUGAUUUACUGCCGAAAACAGUCAGUGUUGUUGAUGCAACAGUCACUCCUGAUCUUACUUUGAGACUCUAA